Mus caroli (Ryukyu mouse) is the source of this 2311-nucleotide messenger RNA. The record is from RefSeq and is a predicted model, not a curated record. NCBI's taxonomy places the organism in Eukaryota, Metazoa, Chordata, Mammalia, Rodentia, Muridae.
UUUGUACUGCUCUAGUCACGGACAGGAUCUCAGGAGCAACUUGGGGAAACCUCUCCGUGUCCGCCCCUUCUUGGAAAGCAGCACGAGGCUCUAACUCCUCUUGAAUGACAGCCCUGUUAUCAGCAGCUUGGAGACAGAGAAGCCAGGACCUGAUCCCAAGGAGACCGAGCACCUGCUUCUACAGCCGGGGCAAACGAAGGUGCUGAAAGCCAGACAUGGAGUCAGAGAUGAGUGAUCCUCAGCCUUUGCAGGAGGAAAGAUAUGAUAUGUCAGGUGCCCGCCUGGCCCUGACGCUGUGUGUCACCAAAGCCCGGGAGGGUUCCGAGGUUGACAUGGAUGCCCUGGAACGCAUGUUCCAUUACCUGAAAUUUGAAAGCACCAUGAAGAGGGAUCCCACCGCCCAGCAAUUUCUGGAAGAGUUGGAUGAAUUUCAGCAGACCAUAGAUAAUUGGGAAGAGCCUGUCAGCUGUGCCUUUGUGGUACUCAUGGCACAUGGUGAGGAAGGCCUCCUCAAGGGAGAAGAUGAGAAGAUGGUCAGACUAGAAGACCUUUUUGAAGUCUUGAACAACAAGAACUGCAAGGCCCUGAGAGGCAAGCCAAAGGUGUACAUCAUCCAGGCUUGCAGAGGAGAGCACAGAGACCCCGGUGAGGAACUAGGUGGAGAUGAGGAACUAGGUGGAGAUGAGGUUGCUGUGCUCAAGAACAACCCCCAAAGUAUCCCAACCUAUACGGAUACCCUCCACAUCUACUCCACGGUUGAGGGGUACCUCUCCUAUAGACAUGACAAGAAAGGCUCUGGCUUCAUUCAGACCCUGACGGAUGUGUUCAUGCAUAAAAAAGGAUCCAUCCUAGAACUGACAGAAGAGGUCACCCGACUUAUGGCAAACACGGAGGUGAUGCAGGAAGGAAAACCAAGGAAAGUGAACCCUGAAGUCCAAAGCACCCUCCGGAAGAAGCUCUAUCUUCAAUAAAAGAAAGGGCAGGAAUGGCCUUCCUGCGGGUGCUUUCUCUGUUGACACCGGUCUUCAAAGAUGGUUACUGAAUUCUUUGUUCAUCACAGCCCUUUGUCCGUGUCAGUUUCAGGGCAAGCCAGCCAACUAGAGCACAUUAACACCACCUUCCUUUGGCUGGACACCCUAACUCUGUUAAUGCAGCCUUACAUUGCCUUCCUAUAGCUAACUGUUUGCUCUUUUGCCUCACCACGCCUUACUCUUCCUCCUAUGACUCAACCGAAAAUAGUCAUUUCCAAUUCAGAGGUAGUAGCUUUCUGAACCAUUUCUAGAAACUUCUAAUAACCUCCAGCUAAGAUCGACACUGUGGGAUCUUUUCAUCCUUGACUUACAAUUCAUCAUUGUGAAGAAGUCAAGGCAGGAAGUACAACCAUGAGUGACAUCACAGAAUAAAUAUUCUUAAUUCAAAAUCAAAGAACUGGAGCAUGAAACAGUCACACCAAAAAAACCAAAGGACUUGAGCAGCCCUUCCCCUCCAGCUACUAGCCUUAUCCCAAAGGGCGUGUCCCAAUGAAGAAGAUGCCAUGCCUCCAGCUACUAGCCUUAUCCCAAAGGGCGUGUCCCAAGGAAGAAGAUGCCAUGUUAGUGGUACUGACAUCUUUGGUGAUCUCAUCAGCAUCUUCAGACCAGGCAUGACCAACACACACACAUUCUUAGUCAAAAUAUCUACGAAUAUUUUAAUUGUUCCUGAUAGACUCUUUAUUCCUCUCUAAAACCCCAUGAGCUAGGCCUCAACUACCACAAAACAGCCUAUGAGCUCUGUUUCCAGGAUUCAAUAACUUUUUCAGCCCACUAUACUCAAAGCUUUUGAAUUCCCCUCACAAAACAUGUCCAAAUCAUAAAAGUCACAUGGUCAGAUCUAUCACAGCAGUGACCCCACUUCCUUGGUAUCAAUUUCUAUGAAAGAGGUAUCUCUGAAAACCUAAAGGAGACACAAAGAGCACUAUUAUUUAAAGACCAAAGGUAAACCCUACAUCUGUGUUUUUCAUAUUCGUAUGACUCCAUCCAAUCAGCCCUCAGAUAAAUUCAUCUCCUUUUCUGUGAAUUCAUUCUCCCAGAAAUGCUAGCAUCCUCUCCCCAUGCCUCUGUGCCUGUGCCCAAUCGACCAGUUCUCUAAGCUUAGGUGUCCCACAUGGCUGCCCCCUUCUCUCUCUUCCCUUUUUCCACUGCCUUCCCCUCACCACUGACUCCACUUCUAAUAUUCUUUUUUGCUUGUGUGGCUGCCUCUUGCACAAUGAAAUGCUAUAAUUACUUUCGAUUGGUGUAAUGAGAAUUCAGUAAACAUCUGUCAAACUUUGCAA